Anopheles darlingi is the source of this 3560-nucleotide messenger RNA. RefSeq lists its product as uncharacterized. NCBI's taxonomy places the organism in Eukaryota, Metazoa, Arthropoda, Insecta, Diptera, Culicidae. The coding region runs from base 581 to 1522 and encodes 313 amino acids. The record is from RefSeq and is a predicted model, not a curated record. The transcript has 6 exons. Gene Ontology annotation, cellular component: apical plasma membrane; actin cytoskeleton; mitochondrion. Gene Ontology annotation, biological process: negative regulation of apoptotic process; regulation of actin filament polymerization.
CUCUUAUCGCACGCCUGCGCCCUUGUUUGACAGCGGAAAACCCAAUUUUCUAGAACCUUUCGUCACGGCAAACUAUUUGUCCGCGGUCUUCGGCGUUAAAACCUUUCUUUCUCGGCUUAAACUCUGUGCAAAUCGUUAGAUCAAUACCGGAUUACCUUUCUAGAAGGCGUGAUUUGAUAAUUAUUUCUUUCCGUUCCGUGUUUUCAGUCCGAUAAUCGUGCGAUAUCUAGUCUAAACACGCUGCAAAGCAACGAAACGAAGGCGCGAGAAGAAAAUCGAUCCUGAAAUCAAAACAUCGCAAAAGCGAAAGGUGUCCUACGUGACUUUGUUCAGCACCCUUGAGGAAGAGGAAAAAAGCAAAAAAGAAGGCUCAAACGAACCGAACAGCCACCGACCGUCUAAACAUCGAUAAUCGCUACUCCACGAUUAGGUCCUAUUAUCACUUACGGACGGAUUAACCCCUAUCUCGUCUGCGAGCUUACAGGCUCUCGAUCGCAGCAAUCGAAACCAUCCUUUCCUUCAUCCGCUCCGGUGGGCCUCUCGUGCGCCCCGUCAAUUCGUCAAAAUUUGCGUGGUAAAGAUGGACCUUUUAAAGAAAUUCAUGGGUUUGGAUGGCAGAAAGGACGACGACGACGAUAAUCGCAAGAAGAAAGGCACAUUGCGCGAUGAGUUCCGCAAGCCGAUCUGGCUCGAGGAAGAUGAUAGCGAUGACGAGCUGUUCGACAACCGGAAGCUGUUUGGUGUACAGGUGUUCACCAAUCCGCUCGAGAUGCAGAAGUACUUCGAGCAUCAGAUGCAGGAGAUGAUGAAAUCGCUGGAGGAGUACGAUGAUACUGGCAGACUAUUUGAUUACGAUCUGAAGCAGGAGUUCCUGAAGCCCGGCUACGAACCACCCUUGGAACGUGAUGAAAUAAAACGAGAUACGGAUCUUGAUGGAGAGAUCUAUCCUGAUCAGCUGCACACGCUACUGCAACGUAUUUCCCCGGAGCUGAAAGAGCUGUUGCCACGGCAACCGAAAAGCGAGAACAACUCUACCGCCAUUCAACGCCGUAAAUCGAUUAGCGAUGAGGAUAAAGUAAUGGACUGGAUUCAUGGCAUUAAGGAGCAACAACAGCAAUCUGCAUCAUCUCCGCCAGCUUUCCGACGCAAUAAUUCAGCGAAACAGCGCUUCCAUGAAGGUGGAAUUUUCGAGGGUGCUUUCCAGGGGCCACGCAUGUUCUCGCAAAGCGUCGUCUCGCAGACGAUUCGUCGCCCUGAUGGGUCCUAUGAAACUCGUCGUACUGUACGCGAUUCCGAGGGUAACACAAAAACGACGAUUACUCUCGCAACGAAGGACGGGGUCCAGGAAACCAUCACUACCGGGCACGACGGGGUGGAUGAUCGUGGGCCGAAAGGGAAGAUACCACCGUACGGUGGAGAUGAUCGUAUGGCUACAGAACCGGCUCCCGGCGCAUUGUUGGCACUCGAUGGCAAGUUCAUGCUCAACAACGGUGGCUACGUACUGCCGAAGAACCUCUGGUGACUUCACGCGCAAACCGAACCCAACGCAGAUGAUACGCUGGUGGAUGGAGAACGGCCGCGGCCGUGGCGUAUUAGUGGAUGCGAUGAAGUAGCGGGAGCUAAUGUCAACGAUAGCGGGCCCUGCACGGAUCAAUAUCGAUUCAAUAAUAUCUGCAACAGCAGUAAUCGUAGCAGUAGUCAAUGUAUUAGCUCUAGUAACCAUGGUAGAGGUAGUGACAGCGGUCAUCCCUGUUGCAACGAUCUCUAUUUCCAUUCUCUUCCUCCCGUUUCCUCGUUCGAGGCAACUUACGCCUCGACGAAACUCGCUUCUAGUGAGUCCUCGUUGCACUGUACUGCAGCAGGUUCUUCCUCUCUAUCGGUGCUUCACGCUAACCCAUCACAGCACCCAUUGCUACUAGCAUUACUUAGUAGCCUUCCCGUUCGGCUUGCUGUGAUUUUGCUGAUGUUGUGUUGCGUCGUACUUCUGCUCCUAUACCAUCGCUUCGCCAGUACUACUGAGCGAUCUGUUAUCCGUUCCAAGUACUGUCCCAUUAUGCUUAAGUUAGGUCGUCUCUCCAUCAACUACCGGUUGAUGGUGGUGCUGAUGGUAAAAUCCGGCAAUGAGUUAUGAAGCUUGCUGGCAGCGUUCCCACCCAGGGAGCCACCAUUGCGGUCGUUCCGACACCUCGACAUCCACAACCACAUCGCGGUAGAAGGAAGAGUGACCCUCAGUUUUGUGAUAUUAUUUUACGUCCGACGACAGUGCAUCGACCGACGACGAUGCGGUGCACUAUUACGGCGGUAACGCACGGCGGACUCCUCUAUUGAUUGUGAUUACGAUUUGGUCAUAACGAACCUUAACCUAACACUUAGUAACAAUGAAUACAAUAAGUUUGCUUUUAGGAGUGGAUAAAUGGCACAGGGACAUUCGAAUCUAAUGCCCUUAUUGUAUGGUAUGCAGUAUGAGAGAAUGCUGGAAGACUCCGGGAUACGGGAAAAGAGAUGAAUGAAACCGGCAUGAGGCUAUCCGACGGUUUGAUUGAGGAUCCAAAAGGCGUGUGCAUAUAGUUUAGCUAGAAUUAGUAAAUGAUUUAUUUUUGUGUUUUUUUUUUCUAAAUGAAACAGUACUUUUAAACCUAUUGAAUGCGAGAAGAAGAACAGCAGAUAGUGCGGGGACAAGGAGUGCGAACCGACAGAUGAAGACCUGACGGGGAAACGUUUUUCAAAUUCAUGAGACUGAGGAAAAGGAGGAAUAGAGUGGAAAGAGGGUCGUUAGAGAGAUCGUCUUCUUGUCCGAGGAGUGGCCGUUUGACUAGGCAGCAGACAUUUGUCUCAGUAUAAGUGUGCGAUUUUGUAUUUUAAACAUAAAAUUAUUAUAUCCAAAAUCCCUCCCGCUCGCAUUUGCCAGGAAAGGAAUGCAGUUCAGUUCCGUGAGGGCAGAGGGCCUGUUCUGCUUUGACUUAUUUAGUUUCCCUGAUCACUCAUUUCCUCCCAUAUGUGCAGAAGAAAAGAGGGCCGUGUUCUUGCGCCACGGUUUAAAAUAUCCAUUUUGAAGUAUCUACCAAUCAGAAGCCAUAUUUUACUAGAAUUGUCCACUCUAGCGAAGUGAGGAAAAGGCACCCAUAAACACAGCAAUACAUACUAGACUUUGCAAUACUUCCCAUUACUACCGGUUUUCCGGCAACCUUCUGCUGCACAGCCAAACAUAGCAUUUUCACGCCACCUGAAACACAUUUCCCUAAACAAUUACCAAAGCAUAGAUGAAACAGCGAACCCGCAAGAUUUGUUUUUGGCGCGCGAGUAGUACCCCUAGAACUCUCUCACCCUGUCUUCAACCUUUCUAUAAUCUAGUAUCAGCAACAUAAAACAGAGAAAAGAAAAACGCAUCAAGCAGAACAUCCUACAUAUAUGUGUGAACCGUAAUUCUUUGAUGAGUAGCGUUCCAAUAAACAACAAAAUUACAAAAAUAAAUGUGUGCCAAUUUUCAACCUUUUUUACCGAAUACAUGCAGAAAAUUGUUCAUAAUUUAGCUUGUAAUGUCUUUAUUUUUUUCUCCACUU